AUGUACAUCAAGUCAAUUGUUCUUGAAGGAUUUAAAUCCUAUGCUCAGAGGACGGAGGUUCCUGACUUUGACCCAUUAUUCAAUGCCAUUACUGGCUUGAAUGGUAGUGGAAAGUCCAAUAUCUUGGACUCAAUCUGUUUCUUGUUGGGAAUCACCAAUCUGUCACAGGUGCGAGCUUCCAACUUACAAGACCUAGUUUAUAAAAAUGGGCAAGCUGGAAUUACUAAAGCAACUGUGUCUGUUACCUUUGAUAACUCUGACAAGAAACUAAGUCCACUGGGGUUUGAAGCUAAUGAUGAGAUCACCAUCACUAGGCAGGUUGUCAUUGGAGGUAGAAAUAAGUAUCUUAUCAAUGGUGUGAAUGCUACCAACACUCGCGUGCAGGAUCUCUUCUGCUCCAUUGGACUCAAUGUCAAUAACCCUCACUUCCUCAUUAUGCAGGGGCGAAUUACAAAAGUUCUAAAUAUGAAGCCACCAGAGAUUUUAGCUAUGAUUGAAGAAGCAGCUGGUACUAGGAUGUAUGAAUGCAAGAAAAUAGCUGUUCAGAAAACCAUAGAGAAGAAGGAAGCCAAACUGAAAGACAUUCAAACGGUCUUAAAUGAGGAGAUCACCCCAACUUUACAGAAAUUGAAAGAGGAACGAGCAUCCUAUCUAGAAUACCAAAAAAUAAUACGAGCAGUAGAACAUUUAAGCCGACUCUAUAUAGCUUAUCAGUUUGUUUUGGCUGAAGAGACAAAGGUAUCCUCCACUGAAGUAUUAAAGGAAAUGCAGGCUAAUGUAGAGAAGCUUCGGGAAUCAAUGGCUGAAAGUGAAAAGAAGGUGAAACAACUUAAUGAAGAAAUAGCGGAGAUGGAAAAGGAAAGGGAUAAGGAAGCUGGUGGUACACUCCGUUCACUGGAAGAUGCUCUUUCAGAAAUUCAGAGAGUUCAUACUAAAGCACAAAGUGCCCUUGAUCUCAAGAAGCAAAACUUAAAAAGUGAAGAGAAUAAGUACGAAGAACUGGUAAAAAGUAUGCAGGAG
Molecule: messenger RNA, 1020 nt
Organism: Fulmarus glacialis (Northern fulmar)
Lineage: Eukaryota; Metazoa; Chordata; Aves; Procellariiformes; Procellariidae
Product: structural maintenance of chromosomes protein 2-like
Exons: 8
Molecular function (GO): ATP binding; ATP hydrolysis activity
Source: RefSeq, a predicted model, not a curated record